Molecule: messenger RNA, 394 nt
Organism: Vigna angularis (adzuki bean)
Lineage: Eukaryota; Viridiplantae; Streptophyta; Magnoliopsida; Fabales; Fabaceae
Exons: 1
Coding region: 113-319 (68 amino acids)
Source: RefSeq, a predicted model, not a curated record
CAGCCAUUAAAGUUUCUCUCCCUUAAAAAGACAACUUUUCAAAACAAGAAGAGACACGGAGAGAGAGAAAGAGUGAAACAGAACAACGUAAGACUUCAAUCCAACAGAAGAAAUGGUGUGUUUCUGUUUUCUGGUGGAUCAGAGGAGGAAGGUGCAGCGGAGCAAGCCGGCGGCGGGGACGUGCUCGCGGUGCGGCGGCGGAGCCAGCGUGGCGGAUAUGAUGACACAAACCAGAUUUUGCUACAUUCCAUUUUACUCCAAAUCUUGGAAAGCUAUUAUUUGCACUUUUUGUGGAGCCACUCUCAAGUCUUACAGAUGAGCACCACCUUAAUAUUUUCAUUUCUUAAUGUCUCACAGUAUAUGUAAUACACAAUAUAAUCUAUGUUUUCGUUUA